Messenger RNA from Echinops telfairi (small Madagascar hedgehog), 2065 nucleotides. RefSeq names its product beta-1,3-galactosyltransferase 6 (gene B3GALT6). The record is from RefSeq and is a predicted model, not a curated record. Gene Ontology annotation, molecular function: UDP-galactosyltransferase activity. The annotation marks the transcript as partial. Gene Ontology annotation, biological process: glycosaminoglycan biosynthetic process. Gene Ontology annotation, cellular component: membrane. The transcript has a single exon. Lineage: Eukaryota; Metazoa; Chordata; Mammalia; Afrosoricida; Tenrecidae.
CUGGCGGCGGCGCGGCGCGGUGGUCCUGGUGACGUGUGGUCGCGCUUUGCAGUGGGCACGGCCGGUCUGGGCCCCGACGAGCUGCUGGCUCUGGAGCGCGAGCAGGCGCGGCAUGGCGACCUCCUGCUGCUGCCAGCGCUGCGCGACUCCUACGAGAACCUGACCGCCAAGGUGCUGGCCAUGCUGACCUGGCUCGACGAGCACGUGGCCUUUGACUUCGUCCUCAAGGCGGACGACGACUCCUUCGUGCGCCUGGACGCCAUGGUGGCCGAACUGCGCGCACGGGACCCACCACGCCGCCGCCGCCUCUACUGGGGCUUUUUCUCGGGCCGAGGCCGCGUGAAGCCCGGGGGGCGGUGGCGGGAGAGUGCCUGGCAGCUCUGCGACUACUAUCUGCCCUACGCCCUAGGCGGGGGCUACGUGCUCUCCGCAGACCUGGUGCACUACCUGCGCCUUAGCCGCGAGUACUUGCGCGCAUGGCACAGCGAGGACGUGUCACUGGGCGCCUGGCUGGCCCCCGUGGACGUGCAGCGGGAGCACGACCCGCGCUUCGACACCGAGUACAAGUCCCGUGGCUGCAGCAACCAGUACCUGGUGACGCACAAGCAGAGCCUGGAGGACAUGCUGGAGAAGCACCAGAUGCUGACACGUGAGGGCCGCCUGUGCAAGGAGGAGGUGCGGCUGCGCCUCUCCUACAUCUACGAUUGGUCAGCACCCCCUUCGCAGUGUUGCCAGAGGAAGGAGGGCAUCCCCUGAGCCGCUUCCGGCUGCCAAGCAACCACCGAAAACAGGUGUUUGAGUCUUGAAGCGCCUGACAGACAAACGCCCUCCACGGUUGCCACUAGCAAGGAGGGUUAUUGGGGGUUUGCGGGUCAUGAAGUCAAAGCAGAGGAAGCUUUCGGGACACCCCAUAAGCGCUCGCGUGACACGGACAGGUUCUGGCCAGCUUUCCACGCUGCGUCCUGGGAGAUCUGGUGUAUGCAGUGAGUAAUGGUACUUGUGGACAGACGCCAAUGCAUCCCUGAGCAGCACCUACCCCCACCUCCACCUGCCGCACCCAGGAGAACCCCUGGGGACAGCAGGGCAGCACAGCACAUCGCUGCGGGUGACUUCUAUUUUAGCCCAUCUGGGCCAAGAGGAUGCUGAGCUCUGGGUGAGAAACGCCCGGUAGGGACUAGGGAGGGCCCCAGAAGCUGGAGAUGGCAAGCCCAUGCUGAACCUACACCAAAAGAAUCGAUUCGUGUAGCAGGGGCUACGUCGUGCAGCACGUCCCACUCACCAUCCUCUCAGACCAACCUGAACAGCCAGGCCCCCAGCAGUGCACCUCCUGGGCUGCCCACCUGCAAGCCCAAACGGCAUUUGCCAAAAAGGAUCGUCAUUUCAUCAGCAUUGCCUGUCAGUAUAAAUCUUAAGACUGGACUAAGGUUUCUUAGGGAUUUGUUUCACUGUAGUUUGGUCCGUGCGUCUCCCUCUAGUGUAUGUGUUGUAAGUAAAAUCAGAUGUCCAUCUGUAAUUUAUUGAUAAAGAUUAUAAAUUUGGAUAGAUAGGCAUUUGAAUGGAGCCCUGGGUGGGUCUCAGUAUUUUUCCCAUUAUUUAAGAGACGACUUUCCUGUCCGAACUCUUUGAAUUUGUGACUUCGUCUGUUUCUAGCACUUGAGUUGUAGGCCUGGUGGCUGCGUGUCUGUUUAAACUUGAAAGAAUGCAAAAAACCCUUCUCAUUUCUCUUUCAAGUUUACACAUAAAUCAUGUCCAGUGUCUCCUUCUAAAAGAUUCCUUUUAAGGCUUCCUUGUGGAGUGUUGGACGGUCAGGACCUGCGUCGAUCACAAAGGGCAAGCAUUUCUUGUUGGAUUCCGGGCCGAAGUUCCAAAAAUCUGAACUCUGCAGCGUGUUGAUGAGUUUUCCCAAGUUCUGGCUUAAGAAAACAGCCUUCGCUGGCAGGAGCUAGGAGCCGUGUUCCGCCUGGCCGACCGUCUCACACACACAGACAUCCUCAGAACCCCUGGAGCCCAGUGACUUUGUUUCUUUUAUUUAUUAUUUAUUUUUAAAUUAAAUGUGAAACGUGAA